Molecule: messenger RNA, 1352 nt
Organism: Seminavis robusta
Lineage: Eukaryota; Bacillariophyta; Bacillariophyceae; Naviculales; Naviculaceae
Source: the annotation of a GenBank genome assembly
CGAUGAUAGCCAAUCCAAAAUCGUGUCUUUCUCAUUCGCUUUCGCCUUUUGCAGAUCUCAUUACAUGUAUUUUUUCCUCCUCACAACUCACAAAACCAAAUAAGGAAACCAAAGAUCGCCCUCAACCUGCUUCCGCAUCCAAAAAUCCAACAAAACCAAAACCAACACUUCACCAUGCAGACCCUUCAAUCCUUUGCCCCACCCCUGCAAGCUGUCUCUUCUUCCAGCGUGCCCUCUGUCAUGAAAGCCUUGCCUACCACCAAGACUACCAGCAGCAGCAAGAGCAGCAAGAAGGAACCUUCUGACAAGCCCAAGAGACCUCUAUCUGCCUACAACCUGUUCUUCCAGCACGAACGUGCUCAGAUCCUCAAGUCCACGCCCUCCAAGUACGAUGGCAAAAAGCCUCGUAGAUCUCACGGCAAGAUUGGCUUUGGUGCCCUUGCCCGAAAUGUGGCUGCCAAGUGGAACAACAUUGCCCCCGAGGAUCGAAAGCGCUUUGAUGAACUCGCUGCGGCGGACAAGAAGCGCUAUCAAAAGGAAAUGGAAGUCUGGAAGGCUGCUCAGACUGCCAUUAAAAAGACUACACCAAAUCCUGUCACUCUGGGUAGCAUGACCAUGGUCUCACCCUCUUCUGCUGCAUCAUCAUUCAAUGCUCAGUCCAUUGUCAAGUGCAAUCUCAUGGCCGCUCAUCAAGCAUCGCAUGACUCGGGUCGAAUGGUAUUCCAGAGAAUCUCGUCGUCGUCUCCUGCUGCUUCCAUCAACCGACAUGUUCCCUCUGCCAGGUUUCUCUUUCAAAACUUGCCCAGCUCCAAUUUCGGCAGCUGCAACAGCUUGACGCCGACGAUGCGGGCAGGCAAUGUGGUCGGACAAGCUUUGGCACUGUUGAGCGAUGAGGGCGGCAACACAACUACCAUGCAAUUCCAGCCGUCAUUCGACGAACCCAGUCUGCAGCGAGUGGAUUCCGAGGAAUCCAGCCUCGCUUCCAGUGUCAGCUCGUGCUCUCGCAGAGACAGUACACCACCUCACAUCUCGGAACUUGCCGCCAAAUUGGACGACGACUGCCUCGGUCUGAUGCAGGGACUCCUCUUUUAAAGACUUACUUCCAGGAGACUUGUUUGUGUGUUUGACGGGGGAUGUGCAUCACACACGAGAAAUGAUGACGACGACGACGACGAGAGAAACGAAACGUUUUGGAUGGAUUGUGUUUACUAUUACUACUUCUACUUCCUAUUACUACUUCCUGCUUCUAGAGCAAAGGCUACGGCCUGUAUAAAACGAUAAAAGACAUGUGCAGCUACUUCUACUCCUUAUUACUAUUGAAAUAGUUCUAGCAAAGGCUACGGCCUGUAUAA